Messenger RNA from Paramuricea clavata, 3458 nucleotides. The record is from the annotation of a GenBank genome assembly. Lineage: Eukaryota; Metazoa; Cnidaria; Anthozoa; Malacalcyonacea; Plexauridae.
UUCAAACAAAGCGAGUUCUCAGCAAACAAACCGUUACAUUUGUUGCGAAGGGAGUGGAUUUGUUGAGUUCCUAGUUUAUUAAACCUUUCAAAAUGAGAGAAAUCGUUCAUCUUCAAGCCGGCCAGUGUGGAAAUCAAAUUGGAGCAAAGGUAGGCUUCUAAUUACAAUUGGAACAACUAAUUUGUAACACCGAUAUAACAAAAUACGUUCCAUAUUUUCAGUUCUGGGAAGUGAUCUCAGAUGAACAUGGUGUCGACCCGACUGGCUCGUAUCAAGGCGAUUCAGACCUUCAAUUGGAAAGAAUAAACGUUUAUUAUAACGAAGCAAGCGGUAAGAACUUCUAAUGUUCAAAAACGCGAAUUUAAUGUACAAAAUCAAUACAAAAUUUAAAACAAAAAUACACUUGACAACAACGAACGAUAAAUUUGAAACGUGAUAGCAUUGUUUGUUACAUUUUAGGCGGGAAAUAUGUUCCUAGAGCGGUUUUGGUCGACUUGGAACCGGGAACGAUGGAUUCCGUCCGCUCUGGACCAUUUGGACAGAUAUUCAAGCCAGAUAAUUUUGUAUUUGGUAAGGUUUUAAACCUUUUCUUUUUAUAUGCAAAACUGGUUGAUCCGUUGCAAUGUUUGCACGUUGUCUCCAUGUCAACUUUGUGUUGUGAGCUGUGUUAUCUCGUCGUUUCUCAGGAGUAUAAAGGGCACUAGGGCAGGUUUUAAUUUUUAUAGCCCUUCGUAUUUUUCUUGUGCCCAAUGGCUCUUUCCAUCACAAAAUAGACAAUUUUCCCAAUCUUUGCAAGACAGAAAAAACAUUUUAGCACAACUUAUUAAAUUGUUUUGCCCCAUAAAUCAGCGACUGUCAUAUCAAACUCAAAUGAGAAUAUCUUUUGGCACAUGAAAAGCCUGUUAUUUAGAAUAUAUUUUGUGGUUUUAGGCCAGAGUGGGGCAGGCAACAAUUGGGCUAAGGGACAUUACACAGAAGGAGCUGAACUGAUAGACUCUGUUCUCGAUGUUGUCCGUAAAGAAUCUGAAAGCUGUGAUUGCCUGCAAGGUUUUCAACUAACACAUUCUCUUGGAGGCGGCACUGGCUCUGGAAUGGGCACCCUGCUUAUUUCAAAAAUCCGCGAAGAAUACCCCGACAGAAUAAUGACCACAUUCAGCGUAGUACCCUCACCAAAAGUUUCGGACACAGUUGUUGAACCAUACAAUGCAACCCUCUCAGUACAUCAACUUGUAGAAAACACAGAUGAAACCUUCUGUAUUGACAAUGAAGCUUUAUAUGACAUCUGUUUCCGUACCCUGAAAUUGACCACACCCACAUACGGUGACUUAAAUCACCUUGUUUCGGCGACAAUGAGCGGCGUGACAACCUGCCUAAGAUUCCCUGGUCAGGUAAGAUACUUUUUAGCUUCAAGAAAUUUAAUUUGGAACUUUUUGUAAUAUUGGAAAAUGAAAUUAUUAUUUGCAAAUAUGCUGCUACUGCUAGUGAUUAAUUUUUAAUUUGAUGUAUUUGCAUAGGCUUUAGAAAGUUUUUUAAAACCUGUUUGAAACUCAUUUAAAAAUAUGCACAGCCCCACACACCUCCUCUGAAGACCUUUCUAAAAAUUGGGAGAGAUCAAGGCCUACCAUCUAUCUUUCCAAGAUGGUGGAAGUAUGCCAUGUCCACACUUAUAAUAAUCUUAAAUAACCUAUAUAGCAGACAUUUCCAGUAAUAAAAUAUUUAUUUGAAGCAACAAAGGAAACAUACUCUUUGUCAUGAGAAUAUCUUGAACUUGAAGAAUAUUUCUAUGAUUGUUAAAUAAUAUUUUAAACAUUAUGUCCCUAAAUUCUACACUAAAAAGGGGAUUUUAAGUCAAAUGCAGUGCUGUUUUGGUAGACAAAGAUAUAACGAAUCAUAAAUAAAGAAAUGUUUGUGUGUAUAUGUUUAGUUGAAUGCUGACUUGAGAAAAUUGGCUGUUAACAUGGUACCUUUCCCUCGUCUUCACUUCUUCAUGCCUGGCUUUGCCCCACUCACCAGCCGUGGUUCAUCCCAGUACCGUGCACUAACUGUACCAGAACUUACUCAACAAAUGUUUGACGCUAAGAACAUGAUGGCAGCUUGUGAUCCCCGUCAUGGCCGAUAUCUUACCGUUGCUGCAAUGUUCCGUGGUCGAAUGUCCAUGAAGGAAGUCGACGAACAAAUGUUGAACGUCCAGAACAAGAAUAGCUCCUACUUUGUGGAAUGGAUCCCCAACAACGUGAAGACUGCUGUCUGUGAUAUCCCACCCAGAGGUCUGAAAAUGUCUGGUACCUUCAUUGGAAACAGCACAUCCAUUCAGGAAUUGUUCAAGCGAAUCAGUGAGCAGUUCACUGCUAUGUUCCGUCGCAAAGCUUUCUUGCAUUGGUACACUGGUGAAGGCAUGGAUGAAAUGGAAUUCACUGAGGUUUGUUUAAGUUUCUAGUUGCCAAAAUAAGUAAUUGCUAUUUAAAGUGUCAGGAAAAGGUUGUGUUUAUUAGCAAAUCUCACAAGUGUAGUAGGCAGUUCCUUUUUGGGACCAAUUCCACAAUCAUGAUAUAAACCAGUAAUAAACUUUGGGAUACCUUCUCUUGUUUGUAUUUCAAUUCAGUAGGCUGUAUUUCAUAAAUAUAGUAAUCGAAAGAAUAAAUUAAAGAGAAAAAAUUUAAAUUAUUGUUUUGAUACUUUCAACAUUGCCCAAAUAUUUUGAUAAAACGGCUUUUUGUUUUGAGUUAUAAAGAAGUAGUGAAAACCUUUUUUCUCGAAAGAAUUUGAGCGGUGGACUAGGAGUGCAAGUCUGCUAGAAGUGCAGUCUUGUCAUAUGAGACCUUAUUAAAAUAUUCGGUUAUUGUUCCAAUAGGCUGAAUCAAAUAUGAACGACUUGGUUUCCGAAUAUCAACAAUAUCAAGAAGCGACAGCCGAGGAAGAAGGAGAGUUUGAGGAAGAAGACGAUAUGGAAGAAGAAGCCUAAAUGAAAAUAAUAAAUAUUUAAGACUUACUAAUAAUAAAUAUUUAAGACUUGCCCAACCCCGUCUAAAAAAGCUCGCACAGUCAGUAGUUUACUUUCUGAUUGACACGUAAAAACACGCAACUUGUUACCAGCUUGAUACAACUUGUCAACAAUCUUGUUACUAUAGCUUGUUGUGCCAACAACUUGUCAACAAGAUGUGAGGUUUUUACGUGUUUAUGUUUACUAAACUCGUCUGUGUCGGGACUUAUUUUAAAAACACUAAACCACAUUAAGCUGCUCAGCACUAUUUAUUUAUUUAUAAUUAUAUAUCAAAUUUAAGAAUAGUAAUAAAAGUUGAACGGAAUUGUUUUCGUGUAUCAGCGUGUGUACUCGCAUCUUGACAGCGUGGAGCUGGGUGCAACAUGAUAAACAUGGAAAGGGGUUUAUUUAUUUUGUUCCGAGCUAUUUCGUGUUGGAGCCACAUACAUAACCAUUAUUGCAUCAUUUCAACACUAGU